AGUGCUGCCAUUAAAUUAGACCUACGGCAAAAAUAGGAACUAAAUUUGACAUGAACGAAUUGUUAUAACUCUAUUGUUUACAUUAAAAUUUUUCAAAACGAUAGGUGGUGAUCAGAAAUAUAGCUUUUGAUCAAAGAAAUAAUGUAUGUAAUGUGUCCAAAUUGAACAACACUAUUUAGAAACUGUUUUAAAUUUCGAUGUUAUAAUCGAAAUACAAGAAAUUAAAAAGUAUACAGUAUGUUAUCCGAUUUCGCGAAAGAAAAAGUGUUUUGGACUAGAAAGAUGAACGUAAAUUUGGUAAAAUUUAUUCAAAGUAGGCCAAAUAUAUGGAAUCCGAAACAUCCCAAGUAUACCUCAAGUGAUUUAAAAGAUCAGACUUAUGCAGAAUUUGCGGCUAAGUAUGGGGAUGAAUUCUCUGGACAAGCAGUGAAAGAGCGAUGGACUAAUAUAAGAUCUACAUUUGCUAAUUAUUUAAGAAAAGUUAAAGCCAGUACAAACUCUCAGAGUGAACCAUAUAAAGUAAACUGGCAUCUGUGGGAACCAUGCCAAUUUUUAGUUAGAGUAAAUAGAAGUUUUAGAAAUGGGGCAGGCCAUGAUGAAGAAAAAACAUCAAGAAAAAAUACACCAGACAUCGAGGAUCAUAACCAAGAUUGGGCUAGUGACCAUUCAGAAGACAGUUUUGCAAAUUCUUCAAAACUCACUUGUAUGGGUAUAGCUGAAAAUCUUUUAUCAGUGUUUAAGGGUGUGCAAAAUGAUGUAUUUGGUUUAGAGACUAGUAAAAAUAGUAAAAUAGGCAAAGCUGUGAUGGAAAAAUUAAGUCAAAUGGACUCUUUAGAAGCGGCUAAGGUGUCAAUGAAAGUUUUAGAAAUACUUUGGAUGUAUGACGAAAACAACCCAAUAAAUCCUAAUAAUUUAAAGCCGGAACUCUUUUAAAUUAGUAAACAUAGUUAAUAGUAUCUUUUUAAAUGUGGGUUGUGUUGUAUUUAUGAUUUUUUUGUAUGAAUGUACCCCAAAAUAAACAGUUAUACAGUUAAAUGUAAACUUUGUUUUCAAAGAAAAUAUUUAUAGUGCAAAUGCAUUAGAUGUGUUUAAAGUUUUUGUUUAACUCCCGACGCAAAAAAUGUUAUCUG
This is a messenger RNA of Zerene cesonia (dogface butterfly), 1130 nucleotides long. RefSeq lists its product as uncharacterized. Gene Ontology annotation, cellular component: nucleus; transcription regulator complex. The coding region runs from base 238 to 933 and encodes 231 amino acids. The transcript is spliced from 3 exons. Lineage: Eukaryota; Metazoa; Arthropoda; Insecta; Lepidoptera; Pieridae. Gene Ontology annotation, biological process: regulation of transcription by RNA polymerase II. The record is from RefSeq and is a predicted model, not a curated record.